CUUAUCUUAUCAUAACCGGAACCUGAGCCAAUAAACUUGUCGCUCUCUUCCCGUUCUGUGCCUUGGCCAUCUGCAAGAAGAGAGAGAGCACUUUCUUCUUCUUUUCAUUUUCAUUUUUGUUUUGUUUACAUUUUCUCUCGAAAUACUAAAAAAAUCUAAUUGCAGAGGAAAACUAUCAGUUUAUUUGCUAGGGUUUCUUCGAAGCUAUAUCAAUGGUGGUUCUAAUGUUGAAUAGAAUCUAAUGACUUUCACAAUUAGUGAAUGGCUCGAUUUAACUCUUUUUUUAUCAUCACUCUCCUUUUCAAUUUCAUAAUACUGAUCGCAAACCCUAUUUUUGUUCUUAGUAAGAAUAGUGAUGGACGUAAUCCAUUGUCAAUAAUCGAUUACUACGAUUCAAAUCUCUUUCACCAAGACUAUUCCCCUCCUUCACCGCCGCCACCGCCGCCGCACGCUCCGUCUGUUUCUUGCACCGAUGAUCUCGGCGGAGUUGGCUCAUUGGAUACGACUUGUCGUAUUGUCUCCGAUGUGAAUCUCAAUCAUGACGUGUAUAUAUCAGGGAAAGGAAAUUUUUAUAUCCAUCCUGGUGUUCAUUUUAAUUGUGCUUCUCCAGGUUGUGAAGUGACCGUUAAUAUAACAGGAAAUUUUACUCUUUCGAUUAAUGCGUCUAUUUUAACUGGUAGCUUUCAACUUGUUGCUUAUAAUGCGAGUUUUUUUAAUGAUUCGGUUGUGAAUACCACUGGAUUGGCUGGGAAUCCGCCCCCGCAGACGAGUGGCACCCCUCAGGGUGUUGAUGGAGCUGGAGGUGGACAUGGAGGGAGAGGUGCUUGUUGUUUAGUUGAUGACAAGAAGCUUCCGGAGGAUGUCUGGGGAGGAGAUGCGUAUUCGUGGUCUUCCUUGCAGAAUCCGAGUAGUUAUGGAAGCAGAGGUGGGAGUACUAGUAAGGAAGUGGAUUAUGGAGGCGGCGGUGGUGGUAAUGUUAGGUUUAUGAUAUCAAAGUUUUUGGUUGUCGAUGGCGAAAUAUUGGCCGAUGGUGGUGAUGGUGGAAGCAAAGGAGGUGGUGGUUCUGGCGGCAGUAUCUUAAUCAAGGCUUAUAAAAUGACUGGAAGUGGAAGAAUAAGUGCUUGCGGAGGUAGUGGUUUUGCUGGCGGCGGUGGCGGAAGAGUUUCAGUUGAUAUUUUCAGCAGGCAUGAUGAUCCUCAAAUUUUUGUCCAUGGAGGAAGUAGUCGUGGCUGUCCAGAAAAUGCAGGUGCUGCUGGUACUUUAUAUGAUGCUGUUCCCCGGAGUCUUAUUGUUAGCAAUCACAAUAUGUCAACAGAUACUGAGACACUUCUUUUAGACUUUCCUUAUCAGCCUCUUUGGACAAACGUUUAUGUUCGAAAUCACGCCAGGGCAACUGUACCCUUGCUUUGGAGUCGUGUCCAGGUCCAAGGACAGAUAAGCUUGUUGUGUCAUGGAGUGCUGAGCUUUGGGCUCGCGCAUUAUGCUUCAUCUGAGUUUGAAUUAUUGGCAGAAGAACUUUUAAUGAGUGACUCUAUUAUUAGGGUAUAUGGGGCUCUACGGAUGACUGUAAAGAUCUUCUUGAUGUGGAAUUCCAAAAUGGUUAUAGAUGGUGGCGAUGAUGCAACUGUUACAACUUCUUGGCUUGAGGCUAGUAAUUUGAUUGUUCUCAAGGAAUCGUCUGUCAUACAAUCUAAUGCAAAUCUGGGAGUUCAUGGACAGGGUUUAUUGAAUCUGUCAGGACCAGGCGACUCAAUUGAAGCUCAACGUCUGGUUCUAUCAUUAUUUUACAGCAUUCAUGUUGGACCUGGAUCUAUUUUGCGUGGUCCUCUGCAGAAUGCAAGCAGUGAUGCUGUCACACCAAAGCUUUACUGUGAACUUCAAGAUUGCCCCGCUGAAUUACUUCAUCCUCCUGAAGACUGCAAUGUGAACUCAUCUUUGUCUUUUACUCUUCAGGUUUGCCGAGUGGAGGAUAUCACUGUUGAAGGACUUAUAAAAGGAUCUGUCGUCCAUUUCCACCGUGCAAGAACUGUAUCUGUUCCUUCUACUGGAACAAUUAGUGCAUCUAGGAUGGGCUGCACAGGUGGUGUGGGUAGAGGUCAUAUUUCAGAAAAUGGUAUCGGCAGUGGUGGUGGCCAUGGUGGUCGAGGUGGGCUUGGAUGUUACAAUGAUAGCUGCAUUGAGGGUGGUAUUUCAUAUGGAAAUGCAGAGUUGCCUUGUGAACUUGGUAGUGGAAGUGGAGAUGAAAGUUCAGCGGGUUCGACUUCUGGAGGUGGUAUUAUAGUAAUGGGUUCACUGGAGCAUCCCUUGUCAAGUUUGACUGUUGAAGGCUCAGUGAGAGCUGAUGGAGAAAGUUUUCAAGAAAUUGUUGAAGUGGGAGAGUUCACUGUAAAAAAUCAUACCAUUGGUAAUCCUGGAGGUGGUUCUGGAGGAACUAUACUCAUGUUCUUGCAUACACUAGAUCUUAGAGAGUCGGCUGUUCUUUCAAGUGGUGGAGGGUAUGGAAGCCCAAAAGGAGCUGGUGGAGGAGGCGGUGGAAGGAUUCACUUUCAUUGGUCAGACAUUCCCACUGGAGAUGUUUACCAGCCUAUCGCUAGUGUGAAAGGAAACAUCCUUUAUGGGGGUGGGAUGGGUAGCGGCGGGAGUCAUGCUGGGGAAAAUGGAACAGUAACCGGAAAAGCUUGCCCAAAAGGGCUGUAUGGAGUAUAUUGCGAGGAAUGCCCUGCUGGGACGUAUAAGAAUGUUACUGGGUCUGACAGAGCUCUUUGCCAUCCUUGCCCUGCCAAUGAGAUUCCCCGUCGUGCAGUUUAUGUGGCUGUCCGAGGUGGUAUUGCUGAAACACCAUGUCCUUACAAAUGCAUCUCAGACAGAUUUCACAUGCCACAUUGUUAUACAACUCUGGAAGAAUUAAUUUACACAUUUGGUGGGCCGUGGAUAUUCUGUCUUCUUCUCGUUGGUCUUCUCAUCCUAUUGGCCCUGGUGCUUAGUGUUGCCCGGAUGAAAUUUGUUGGUGUUGAUGAAUCGCCAGGCCCAGCUCCCACCCAACAUGGCUCUCAAAUAGAUCAUUCAUUCCCUUUCUUGGAGUCAUUGAAUGAGGUUUUGGAAACAAAUAGAGCCGAGGAGUCCCAGAGUCAUGUGCAUAGAGUGUAUUUUAUGGGCCCUAAUACGUUUAGUGAACCUUGGCAUCUUCCACACACUCCUCCUGAGCAAAUAAAAGAAAUAGUAUAUGAGAGUGCAUACAAUACAUUUGUGGAUGAGAUAAAUGCCAUAACUGCUUAUCAAUGGUGGGAGGGUGCCAUGUACAGCAUUCUUUCUGUUAUGUUAUAUCCACUUGCAUGGUCUUGGCAGCAGUGGCGACGAAGAAUCAAACUACAAAGGCUGCGCGAGUUUGUUCGAUCCGAGUAUGACCAUGCAUGCUUACGUUCUUGUCGUUCAAGGGCUCUCUAUGAAGGACUUAAGGUAGCUGCAACUCCUGACUUAAUGCUUGCAUAUCUGGACUUCUUCCUUGGUGGAGAUGAAAAGAGAACUGAUCUCCCUCCCCGUCUGCAUCAGAGAUUUCCAAUAUCUAUAAUUUUUGGAGGUGAUGGAAGUUACAUGGCUCCUUUCUCAAUCCAAAGUGAUAACAUUCUCACAAGCCUUAUGAGCCAGAUGGUCCCUCCUACCACGUGGUAUCGAAUGGUCGCUGGUUUGAAUGCACAACUGCGACUGGUUCGUCGUGGGCGGCUACAGAUAACAUUUCGAUCUGUCAUUAGAUGGCUUGAAACUCAUGCUAAUCCUGCUAUAAAAAUCCAUGGGAUACGUGCUGAUCUUGCAUGGUUUCAAGCCACAGCUUGUGGUUAUUGCCAGUAUGGGAUCUUGAUUUAUGAUACUGAAGAAGAGACUGUCAGAAGUAUUGAUGGUGCUAACCAAACUCAUUAUGAGUCGCGUAUGAAUAAUGCACAUAGAGGGAAUACAUCUUGUCAGUUGGGAGUGGAUACGCUCUCAAGCCGACUUCUUAGAAGCAGUGAAAGUUACACGGGAUGGAAAAAGGGUUGUGGGAGGACUUUAGAUACUAACAACUUACAAAUGCUUGAAGAGAAGAGAGAUAUACUUUUUGUUCUUUCUUUCAUUAUUCAUAAUACUAAACCCGUUGGCCACCAGGAUCUUGUUGGUUUGGUCAUCUCAAUGCUACUUCUAGGAGAUUUUAGCUUAGUGUUGCUUACAUUGCUCCAGUUAUAUUCAAUUUCGUUGGUGGUCGUCAUUCUUGUUUUGCUUAUUUUACCUCUUGGUAUUCUUUUGCCGUUCCCUGCCGGAAUCAAUGCCUUGUUUACUCAUGGGCCCAGACGUUCUGCUGGCCUAGCACGUAUCUAUGCUUUGUGGAAUAUUACAUCCUUGAUUAAUGUUGUUGUUGCAUUUAUCUGUGGAUAUGGUCACUAUUACGGCCAAUCUUCCUCAAGUAAAAAGUUCCCAUUUCAGCCAUGGAAUAUUAGCAUGGAUGAAAGUGGUUGGUGGAUGUUUCCGGUUGGGCUGGUUGUGUGUAAGAUGUUACAAUCUCAACUUGUUAAUUGGCAUGUUGCGAAUUUAGAGAUUCAAGACCGAUCACUGUACAGUAGCGAUUUUGAGCUUUUCUGGCAGUCGUGAUAUCAUGUCAAAAGACCGUUCCACAUUGACGAGGUUCUUUUUGUUCUCGUUCCGUAUGGUUUUUGAGAGUAGUAGGAAAAUGGUUGACAUAGAGGUAGAAAUAGGAAGUAGGAAAAGAAAAAAAAGAAUAUAAAUAGAGAGAGCAUUCUUCAUUCAUGAAUUCUCUUUGAGCAUUGUGCAGCGAUAUUUUUUUCUGGUAUUAUGUAUAAUGCUGAUGUAAAUAUCAGGGGGUUAACAACCGUGCUCAUAGGUAUUGCAUUGAGUUACAGGUUGCUAUCUUCAGUGAAACUUGCUUUGAAAUGAGGCACACUUAAUGAUCUAAUUGAACAUAAUUGAUAUGGACUAAUUGCACA
Mercurialis annua (annual mercury) is the source of this 4970-nucleotide messenger RNA. RefSeq lists its product as uncharacterized. Bases 262 to 4617 code for a protein of 1451 amino acids. The transcript has 22 exons. The record is from RefSeq and is a predicted model, not a curated record. Lineage: Eukaryota; Viridiplantae; Streptophyta; Magnoliopsida; Malpighiales; Euphorbiaceae.